Messenger RNA from Porites evermanni, 3223 nucleotides. NCBI's taxonomy places the organism in Eukaryota, Metazoa, Cnidaria, Anthozoa, Scleractinia, Poritidae. The record is from the annotation of a GenBank genome assembly.
AGAUUUGGAAAUAUUUUACUGAUACUUGCUAUAAGACUGAUGUAAAACUGUUUAUUUCUGUGAAAAUCCCAGUCGAUCACCGCUGCAGUCAUUUGAUUGCUGCUUUGGUUGAUUCAAUAUGGCGUCCGGUAACAUCAGGGUUUCUCAGUCUUCGAUCUCCAAUUGCCCAGAGUCGAGCCGAAUUCAUUUGAUGGCUUGCGAGAUCGAACAUGAUGGAGAGGCCCAAGUAGCAUCUUACUUUGAUACAUCUGUGCGAGAGGAAGAGGCGAAUUCAGGAGUGCAAAACAGUGUCAAGGGUAUGUCACUGUUUAUGAAGGCUCUGAUUUGUGUUUAGCUGUGUUGGGGAGGAGUGGGUGGGGAGUGGGUGCUGGAACCCUACCAUGGAUGGUAUGGGUUAGAACUCCUUCUAUCCUGUGGAUAAUUUACCAUUGAUUUUUACAGGAGGCUCCGCCCGAAAGGGGUACGUUUUUCAGGAUAUGGAUAUAUGAAAGGGUAGGAAUUUCAACAGUUGGAAGUAUAUGAAAUGGUAGGGAAAUUCUGUCAUUUCAGUCUGUAGAGGGGGACAUUGGGGGGUACCCAAUACCGCAAUACUGUAAAAAAAAUUGGUAAAUACCGAAAUACCGUGUCAAAAAUCGAGGAAAUACUGAUACCGCAUUUAUGAUUGGUCACGUUUACUUAGAGCUGUAUCCAUCUCACGUUUUUGUUUAUCUCAAGCAUGUAUGCACCAGAAAUCAACCUCAGACAUUGUGAGAAAAUGUUAGAGGACCUUGAUCAGUACAACAAUCGGAAAGCCCGGUCAUUGGAUGCCCUUCCAAUUUUGUCAAAGAUUGUAUAAUCAUUUACCAUUAAGUCUAAAGUCUAAAAAAUGUUAACUUUUAUUAACCUGUUUAACUUACUGUGGUUGGUGCUGCAGUUAUAUUGACCUGUAUUAGACAGGAGAGCGCAAAUAAAUGGUACCGCAAUACCGUAAAGGAUCUUCUUUUACCGAAUACCGUUAACCAAAAGGAUGAAAAACCGCAUACCGCAGGGCUAGAUGAUACCGCAAUACUGCACAUUGAAAUCAAAAUUACCGAAAUACCGCUUGAAAAAAAGCUGAAUACCGAAUACCGUAAACCCCCAUGUCCCCCUCUCGGUAAAAAGGCUAAAAAGGGUUAACAGGUGCAUUUUAUGGCUGAUCAUGAGAAAAAGUUGAGAAAACGUUCUGGUUUUGAGAUCUAUUCAUAUUUUAAAGACAGUACAUUACCACAGCAGUUAAAAGCACUGCAAGGUUCUAAACUUGGUAUGUGGGUACAAUAAUAUUUAUCAAUAGAAGGUAUACAAAAGGGAUGCCUUUUCAGUCAAAAAUGGUAUAUAGCUGAAAGUGUAGGGGGUCUAGGAAAUGAACAGUUAUAACAGUUUUUUUGAGACCUUUACUCUUAACUUAUCACUUAUUUCCCAUUCUAUACAAAUCAAUUAAGAAUUUAUCAAAUUUGGUAUACAAAAGAUGAUGAAUGUUGAAUUUUUUCCUGUUCUAUUUAGCCUUGAGCGCAUCAUUCAGAGGGCGUGGUUUGAGAGGUUGUGUUCUGAAUCUACCGGUGGGUUACAUGGGGUAUGUGAUGAAGGAAGAGAAAAGACCUUUCACUGAGGAGGAGGUAAGAUAAUUUUAUGACUAAUUACGUGAUUCCUAUUUGCCAGGGAAGCUUAGUUUGCCAAAAAAAACAGCAUUCUUUCAAGCACAGUAUUAAAAUUAUUGUACAAACCAAGGCUACUCUUCACUCGAUUGGUAUUUUUGCUGAAUCAAGCAAUAUUUUUUACUUCCCAAUAAACUGAAAGAAAAAGAGUGAAAGGGUUCAGGGUACAAAGAAAGUCAGUUUUACAGCUUGCCAGGUAGCUAGCAUUUACUAGCCCAUGAGGCAUUUUAACUACUGUAGCCCAAAAAAUAAUUUUACAAGCAGUGCAGGAUUGAUUACAAUAAUUCUUUUGUAAUUUGAAUUCCCUCAAAAAUCUUUAUGUGCCUGUCAGGCAAGUUAAGAACAGAAUCCACUCACCUCAUACCAAAAUCCACCAGCCCUGGGCUAUCAGACACUACUUUCUUUGCACACUGUGGUUGCCUGGACCUUCCUGAGGUCAUGUUCAAGCCAACAGAUAAAAAGAUCUUUCAUUUAGUGGGGAUCAUGUUUUUGCUCCAUUCAACUUGUUCAAGGGAAACUCUUGCAUACAAAUCUUUUAAUAUGCAAUUAAAAUUCUAGCCUCUUUCAAGUUUAAAAGAAGUCAGACUGGCCGAAGGCUUUUUUCUGAUGAUCAUGUUAUUCAACUAAGAGAGUCUUUCUGACAACAUGGUUUAAUAGCGUAGCUCUCUUACAUGCGAAGUGCACAACAGAACACCAUCAAUUUGCCUAUCUAUGCAUCCAAGAAAUUAUUUUGGUUCUAACAAAAUAAUUUUUUGUCUGUACAUACUUAUAGGUACGUAUGUCUGCCUCUUCAUGUUUAAUAGUGGAUGUGAAGUGCCUUACUUACUACCUUUUAAGUCCAAGGCAUACAAAUUGUGUUGAACUUGAUAUUAGACAUCCAUGUUAUGAUAUAUUGACAGCUGUCAGAAUAGGGUACCUACUGACCGGUGUCACAUGACUGUAUCACUGGCUCAGGUGUACAACCCAAUGAGGUGACAUGUUUUCUUUAAAGUUCUCUGCUGACCAGUUAAGGUAUUCAAGAUUGCAGGCUCAGAAAACUUUACUUUAGAGAGUCAUUUCUCAAAAGUACCCACGGGAGCUUUGCUUUCAGCCUUGCCACACUCAUUUGUCCUGUUUCUAGGAUCGGGUGAUGAAAGCCACUCACAAGUUUUCACAGUUUACCUACUGGAAUCUGGAGACUCCACCUUCAAACAACGAUGCAGUUGUAAAAGCCAUGCAGUGGAUAAACAUUGCAUCUGCAGUAAGUGUUACAGUUGUUGGGUUAUGUACUCAAACUGAGAAAAAAAUGUUCUCUGCUUUCUGUCUCAGUUGGGAAUCCUCCCUCACACACUCAACCCUCCUGCUGGUUAACAGUCUACUAACAAGAGAUUUUCUUUCUAUCAACAGCUUCAUAGGAGUGAUGCAGAUAAUGAGUAUGCCACUCCAGAAAACAUACGAUGAUCCCAGUUUAUUACACAGUGUUUUCAUUUUUUAAUAAUGUAUUGCAUGCUAUAUUAUUUGCUCGAGGACAACAUGUAUAUGGAAUCCAUGUAAAAUAAAAUGUUAUCUACAGU